GGUGCAUCAUACGUGAACAGCUGAAAUAUUCCUCUCCUCUCAAAUCAGUCGAAAAAGACUCAGUAAGCAGGACUUUACAGAAGAAGCCACUUUGAGGUCAGUCAUACAGUUAUGAAUUAUGAUAUGGAUAACGAUUCCUAUUAUUAUGAUGAUGAUGAUUCGGAACCUUGUAACCUGACAUGGUUCAGCGAGCAGCAAGUGUCCAUCCCAACAUUCAUCUACUCUCUGAUUUGUGCGCUCGGCCUGGUAGGCAACACUUUGGUCCUUUUAACGUACGCCUUUUACAAGAAAACGAAAACCAUGACCGACAUCUACCUGGUUAACGUGGCGCUAGCGGACCUCCUCUUCGUCAUCGCCCUUCCACUGAUCAUCUACAAUGAACAGCACGACUGGAGCAUGGGCACAUGGGCUUGUAAGUUUCUGAGAGCAGCCUACAGUAUCAACGUGUACAGUAGCACGCUCCUGCUAGCCUGCAUUAGCGGUGACCGCUACAUCGCCAUCGUGCAAGCCAGACAAUCUGUCAGAAUUCGACUGCAAGCUCAGGUGUACAGCCGUCUCAUCUGCUCGGUCAUAUGGCUGCUGGCUUUUUUCUUGUCUCUGCCUACAUUUAUAUAUUACCAGGAGGAAAACAAGGAAUGCAUCACUAACUUUGAGGAGCACAACACCGCCAAAAUCAUGAAGAUCCUGAUUCCAAGCAUGCAGAUGGUCCUCGGAUUCUUGGUGCCAUUGAUAGUCAUGACAUUCUGCUACUCGUGCACCAUGGUGACCCUACUCAAAGCACAAAAUUUCCAGAAGCACAAGGCGAUCCGUGUGGUCCUGGCCGUGGUCUUUGUGUUCAUCCUUUGCCAUCUGCCUUACAACAUGGCGCUUCUCGUCAACACCAGUAAACUGUUCAAUGAGAGACACUGCAAGGAAGAGCAGGUGAUUCUGAGGACUUUGUCCAUCAGCAAAAGCGUGGCCUACCUUCAUUGUUGCUUGAAUCCCAUUCUGUACGCUUUUAUCGGGGUUAAAUUCAGGAGCCACUUUUGUCAGAUUUUCCGAGACUUGCGGUGCCUGGGCAAACGGUACAUUUCAGGACGCUCUUCUCAGCAGACCUCUGAGCUGUACAUAUCAGCAAACAAAACCAUUGUUGGACAGAUCCAUGAGAACCCAUCAUCAUUUACAAUGUAACAGAACUUUUAAGUGAUUGUUCUCAAGGAAGCAGUAAGCUGAGGAUUGUUUAUUUGGUGCUUGGUGUGUUCUUUUGGUAAACUUUUUAACUUAGAAUUAGGUUCCAUUUAUGCAUUAACUGACAUUAACUAACAAUGAGCAAUGAAUUAUAUCCCAUUUAUUAAUGCAUUAAUUGGCCAAAUGUUGAAAAGAUAUAAGUAUUUUCAUUCUUAGUUCAUGUUAACUAAUGUAGUUAACUAAUGUUAUAAUAAACAAACCUUAUUGUAAUGUUACAACUGAUAGUACUAAUAUGAAAAAUAGGGUAAAUAUUUUUGUUGUUUAAAUGUUGUCUUAUUCAAAUGCUUUUUUACAGUAACUUUUGUGUGGGCUGACUACUACAACCCAUACCUGAUUUGCUAAGCAAAUGCAUGUUGGGGAAAUGCAUAUCAGUCUUGUCAACAAUGUGGUAUUAAAACAUGAGUGUUAAGGUAAACAAAAAUGCAUAUAUCUUAAACUUAAAAAUAAGCUUUAACAAGAAAACCAAAGCAUUUAAACAUUAACCAUG
Molecule: messenger RNA, 1714 nt
Organism: Labeo rohita (rohu)
Lineage: Eukaryota; Metazoa; Chordata; Actinopteri; Cypriniformes; Cyprinidae
Gene: ccr6b
Product: chemokine (C-C motif) receptor 6b
Biological process (GO): G protein-coupled receptor signaling pathway; immune response; chemotaxis
Cellular component (GO): membrane
Molecular function (GO): chemokine receptor activity
Source: RefSeq, a predicted model, not a curated record